Molecule: messenger RNA, 978 nt
Organism: Gloeophyllum trabeum ATCC 11539
Lineage: Eukaryota; Fungi; Basidiomycota; Agaricomycetes; Gloeophyllales; Gloeophyllaceae
Exons: 6
Coding region: 1-978 (325 amino acids)
Molecular function (GO): arylesterase activity
Source: RefSeq, a predicted model, not a curated record
AUGUCGAACGUUAGGACUACUGGAGGCCCCUCUCUUUUCUCUCUGGCUAUACCGAUUUUAGCCGGGGCUUUGGCUUUCCUACAGCCUCAACCCCUUUUCAAUGCGGUGGGCAAGGUCAACGUCAACCCCGGAAAGGUGACUCGCUGGGUCAACAGUAGUGCUGUGAACAACGAGCGAUGCACAGUCCACUAUGAGGGUGACGCUUGCGAAGACGUGAAAAUCCACUUUGCCAGCAACACGGCGUUCGUGGCCUGCGGCAAUCCCGAGGAGCGCACGAAAUGGUAUCCAGCAUCCGGACGCUACGAUGCCGCUUCCCGGGAGGAGGCGUCAUUCAAAGAGUAUCUGCUGAAGUAUGACAUCAAACGGAGAGAGACAACGAAGCUGAAGGUUCACGGAUUGGAUGGUGAUUUCAUCACUCACGGCAUAGACAUAUACUCGUUCCCCGACGAUCCUACCAAGAUACACAUCUUUGCAGUGAACCAUGCUCGAUCGGGGGACUCCAUCUCGAUCUUCUCGCACACCUUAGGCUCCGAUAACGUCGUACUUGUAAAGGACGUCAAACAUGCUGGUAUAUACAACGCGAACGGCGUCGCGGCUACUGGACCUCUAAACUUUUAUACGACCAACGACCACUACUUCACCGCCAAGGACGGGAUUUUCCGCCGAUUCGAGGAUUCAUACGGCCCUUGGACUUGGGCGACGAACGUUCAGCACUGCGAUGCCAGCGGGCCAAAAGUGACAUGUCGUCGGGUUUCAGAUACACAUCCAGGAGCCAAUGGUAUACUUAUCUCAGACGAUGAGCUAUAUGUGGGCGACUGUCGCACGGGGGACGCUCGGGUAUACGAGAUACAACCGGACCACAGCCUGAUCAACACCGCUACCAUUCAUCUGGGAGCAGCCGCUGAUAACAUUAACAUCAUUCCAACAACACGGGACGUAGUCGUUACCGGCUAUCGCAGACUAACUGGGCCCUCCUAG